CCACGACGGCCGCGUCCCUCCGCGGGGAGCGGAAGAGGCGCGGCCAGCGCGGCGGGCUCCGUACGGCGCGAUGGCGGCGGCGCCGCGUUCCGGGGGGCGGCGGCAGCCCGGAACCGUCCUGCUGCGGCUGCUGGCGGUGCUGCUGCUGGCGGGCACGGCGGGCGCCGGGCAGCGCUCCAAAUGGCGGCUGCCGGUGCUCCUGGGGAAGAAGUUUAGCUUUGGGAAGAUUCUCUUCAGCAACACCACCAUUUUCCUGAGAUUUGAAGGAGAUGAAAAAGCUUGUGAAGCUUCCCAGGGUUUCAAUGUGACUUGGUACUUAAGAUACUCUGACUGCUACAAUGAAGUCUUCAACUUUGGGGAUGAACAAGCAGAUAACUAUUUUGGGACUACAGCUGAAGAGCAUCCCGGUUGGUCAGGUUACUAUGCCACUGCUUCUCUCCUCUUUCCAAACUGCUCUGAGCUCUUCAGGCCUCAGAUUUUCUAUAAAGAAUUUGUUCGUCCAGAGCCUCUCUCACCUGAGAAACAAGAGGGCUUAAAGGAUAAGAAGGAGAGUGCAGGAAAUAACACAAUGGUGACAGAUAAAACUGCAAUGAAUGCUGUUAUCAAAACUUGGCGAGAUGGGCCAUAUAUAUUUAUUGUGCAGAUUGCACUUACAACUGCAAAGGAUUCUACUGCCAGACUUAAAAGAACUGAGAGAACAACACCUUCCUCAUAUCAGAACAAGCUCUUCACAAUGACAGUAGAACUGAAGGGGCCGUAUGAGUAUCUUUCUCUUGCAGACUACCCUCUGAUGAUUUUUUUCAUGGUGAUGUGUAUUGUGUACGUAUUCUUCGGUGUUCUGUGGCUUGCGUGGUCAGCCUGUUACUGGAGGGAUCUCCUGAGGAUCCAGUUCUGGAUUGGUGCUGUUAUCUUCCUGGGAAUGCUCGAGAAAGCUGUUUUCUAUGCCGAGUUCCAGAACAUCCGCUACACGGGCGAGUCUGUUCAAGGAGCAGUAAUACUGGCAGAACUUCUUUCUGCUGUGAAGCGCUCCCUGGCUCGAACUCUGGUCAUCAUAGUCAGCCUGGGAUAUGGGAUAGUCAAACCUCGCCUUGGAGUGACUCUUCACAAAGUAGUUAUGGCUGGAGCCCUUUAUCUGUUAUUUUCUGGCAUGGAAGGUGUUCUUAGAGUCACAGGGUUUUUCUAUGACACUGUGGCUCUGAUAGCAAACUUGGCCCUGUCCAUGAUUGAUGCCUGUAUUAUUUUGUGGAUAUUCAUCAGCUUAACUCAAACAAUGAAGCUGCUAAAACUUCGAAGGAAUGUUGUGAAACUCUCUUUGUAUCGGCACUUCACCAACACACUCAUCUUGGCAGUAGCAGCAUCUAUUGUAUUCAUCAUCUGGACAACCAUGAAGUUCAGGCUGGUGGACUGUCAGUCGGACUGGCAAGAGCUAUGGGUGGAUGAUGCUAUCUGGCGUUUAUUGUUUUCAAUGAUCCUUUUUGUCAUCAUGAUUCUGUGGAGACCAUCUGCUAACAACCAAAGGUUUGCUUUCUCACCACUGUCAGAAGAGGAGGAUGAUGAUGAGCAGAAAGAGCCAAUGUUAAAGGAAAGCUUUGAGGGAAUGAAAAUGAGAAGUACAAAGCAAGAACCAAAUGGGAGUGUAAAAGCAAACAAAGUUCAAGAGGAUGACCUGAAGUGGGUAGAGGAGAACGUUCCUUCAUCCGUGACAGAUGUGGCUCUUCCAGCUCUUCUGGAUUCAGAUGAGGAAAGAAUGAUUACCCACUUUGAAAGGUCCAAAAUGGAAUGAAGGAGUAGCUUUUUGCUCUUGGAAGUGGAGACACCUCUUUUAAAGUUGCUUGGUGGAGGAAGUGCAUCCUGCUGAUUUGUCUUUUGAUCUCAGCCUUGAAAGUUUGAUGCUUUAAUGUCAUGGAGGGUGUCUUGCUGUGGAGGAAGUUCACAAGGACAUUAUAAACCUUUUGAAAAUUUGAAUUUAAAGUUGCUGCAAGUUUGGAUUUUUAAGCAAUUGACAUGUAUACUAUUCCAGCACCUUCUGUAACUUUUCAAAUAUUUAAUCUGUGAAACUAAAAUUCCUAAUGUUUGCUUGAGGAGUUUAUAUUUUGAUGUUACAAUUGAUACUUAGAGGUGAACUGCCUGUACCUUUUUGGGGGGAGGGUGGAGACAGAUAAAAAUAAGCACUGAAGAAACAACAGACCCAUUUUCUGGUAGAUAACAGCUGCUGUUGUAUGUCAUGUGUUCAACAUGCAUGAAAGAGUUUUAGAGAGACGCUCCUGUUGAUGAAGAAAAUGAAGAUGCCAGAAAGAAAAUAUUUGGAAAAGUUACAGUGAUACGAGUUUUUAACAAAAUCAAGUGCAAUUUUAUUCAUAACACUGUGUAUGAAAGAUUUUCUAUUUUAAAUGCCAUUGACCUGUAGGUAGCAGCUGCCUAGAGCUAACACUCACUGUUGUGGCACAUCUCAUUGCCGGCAAUGUGGUGGAUGCCUGGAAAAACGAUUUGCCCCUACCUUUCAUGUGUUGGAUGAUUUAAUUUAAAAAAACACCCCAACAAAUAAAACAACAAAAGUAAACAUCA
Molecule: messenger RNA, 2565 nt
Organism: Camarhynchus parvulus
Lineage: Eukaryota; Metazoa; Chordata; Aves; Passeriformes; Thraupidae
Gene: TMEM87A
Product: transmembrane protein 87A
Exons: 20
Coding region: 71-1783 (570 amino acids)
Biological process (GO): retrograde transport, endosome to Golgi
Cellular component (GO): Golgi cisterna membrane; Golgi apparatus
Source: RefSeq, a predicted model, not a curated record